Molecule: messenger RNA, 1740 nt
Organism: Ipomoea triloba (trilobed morning glory)
Lineage: Eukaryota; Viridiplantae; Streptophyta; Magnoliopsida; Solanales; Convolvulaceae
Exons: 4
Coding region: 822-1214 (130 amino acids)
Source: RefSeq, a predicted model, not a curated record
AACCCUAGGCCCUAGUUCAACAAUCAGCCUUCGACCUUGAGCCCUGCGACUCAGCAGUCUCUCUGUCUCCACUCUCCACCGCGAUUCUCCAGUCUCCACUCAGCUCCACCGGCGGCCGGCCUUAAUCUUCUCCGUCUGACGUCUGCUACUCUUCAAGAGGAAUAGAAUUCCGUUUCCCUUCGGCUUUUCUAACCCGCAAAGGCCCAAACAUCAGAGUUGAAAAAUAGAAGAAUUUCAGCUUUUGAUUUCGAGUGACGCAUCGAUUUAAUGGAUCGACGUCGGCUAAUCAAAACCACCGUAGCGGAUACAAAUGCAAGUAGGGAUUUAAUAAGUUCUCUGCCGGUAGAGGUAAAGCACAGAAUUUUGGAGUGUUUGCCCAUCCGAUACGCUGCCAGAACUGCUCUACCCUCAACCCACUGGAAUCAUGUUUGGUUGCAGUAUGGGAGGCUUGCGUUCGAUUGGGAAUUCUCAAGUAGUGCCAGAUAUAGUGUCAAUAAGGGCCACGAUGAUAAAGGCAGAACUCUAGUUGACAUAAUAAAUAGUAUUCUCCUUUCCUGUGCUGGGCCGGUUAAGAAAUUUACUCUAGUGAUUCCAAAUUAUUAUCCCGAGCUGCGGGAGUCUGAUUUGAAUAGGUGGUGUCUUUUUCUAUCAAGAAAUGGUGUGGAGGAGCUUAACAUAUGUCUUUUUCAUUGUGGAGAGGCUGCAUUUAUGCUGCCAUUUUGUAUACUCUCGUGCCCGACAAUUAAGCAACUGAUUGUCCACGCUCCCUUUAUUGAUUUGCCAUUGGUGGUAUAUUUUCCAAUGUCACUUUAUUAUCUUUUAUGGCUGUUGAAUUUAGGCGCACUGUUAAUGGAACUGCAUCCAGUAUUAGUAUUCCUAACCUUAAGAGGUUGAAUUUCUUUGAUUGUCGAGGGAUUAAUAAAUUUGAGAUCAGCGCUUCAAAACUUGAAAUGUUGUCUGUUCGUGGUUCUGUGAAUAAUGUGGUUGAAUCAAGAUGGUUGACACCACAUUUGAAAGCAAUUAAAGCUCUUUGGUUGUGUGGCUCUUCCUUGCUGUAUAUCGACGCAUCUUUGUUUGCAACUGCAAUAAAUCUCCAAGUAUUGGGUUGUAUGAAUUACAUUUUGGUUGUGGGAAGCAGCUCACUGCUGCUAUGCAAUUGCUUCAAAAAUGCCCCAACCUAUGUGAACUGGGAACUACGCCUUAUCAGGAAGUAAGCAAACUUGAUAAAGAAGCUGCUUCAAGACUUUUUGAGGAUCCAAAUGGUUGCUUUAUUGUUCAAGAUCUAAAGAUGCUUAUAUCAAUCAAGAUUGACUCAUUUUGGGGAUCCACAACCGAAAUGCUUUUUGUGAAAAUGUUGCUUUCAAAAUCCCCCGCACUAGAGAAAAUUGUUAUUAUGGAAUCUAGUGAUAUUGACACAUCCAUAGCUGUCAAAAGCCUAAGGGAGUUGUUGCGUUUUCCUCGUGCAUUUACAAAAGCCCAAAUUGUUUGCUUGGAAAAUGACGACGAUGACGAUGCCUCCAUGUAUAGUUGGGCCAUGGGCGAAUUGUGGUCAAUGGAGUGGUAUUAGAGCGUGCCAAAAGACAAUUGUUAUACCAUGGAUUAGGGUUUAUAAUUUUAUAUUGCACGAAUCUUGAUACAAAAAUUUUGUACCUUCAAUUAACCCAUUUUGUACAUACUAUUAAUAGUUUUUUGAACAUGUAAACAAAUAACUUGAUAAUUGUUAAUACUUAAUAUGAUAAC